Messenger RNA from Sphaeroforma arctica JP610, 374 nucleotides. RefSeq lists its product as hypothetical. NCBI's taxonomy places the organism in Eukaryota, Ichthyosporea, Ichthyophonida. The transcript has a single exon. The annotation marks the transcript as partial. The record is from RefSeq and is a predicted model, not a curated record.
CGCCGCCUACCGCUUCCGAUACCUCCCCUGCGCCUACCCCCGCAUCGACGCAAAAGCAACCUGAACAACGGAACGAACCGGAACAGGCACCCCCACAAGCACAGAGUGCUACUGCCAGAGAUAGCACACACGCACACGGUGACCGGGGUGCUCAUGUACAGUCUGAGACCUCUCCUCAGGAGACCGAAUCUCAUCAUGACAAGGUACACAGUGGCGGUGGUAUGCACGAAGGCGCGGGAGCCAAUCCGAAUGCAGGAAAUGCACACGCACAGCCAAUGGGAUCGCCGAACGAUAGCGGUCACGACGCCAAGGACGAUAAGAAGAAGAAGAAAACUGCGUUUCAGAAGAUCUUUGGCAAACGAAACAAAGUCUGA